Messenger RNA from Priapulus caudatus, 4697 nucleotides. RefSeq names its product guanine nucleotide-releasing factor 2-like. Gene Ontology annotation, molecular function: guanyl-nucleotide exchange factor activity. Gene Ontology annotation, biological process: Ras protein signal transduction; positive regulation of GTPase activity. The record is from RefSeq and is a predicted model, not a curated record. NCBI's taxonomy places the organism in Eukaryota, Metazoa, Priapulida, Priapulimorpha, Priapulimorphida, Priapulidae. Bases 1 to 2574 code for a protein of 857 amino acids. Gene Ontology annotation, cellular component: plasma membrane. The transcript is spliced from 16 exons.
AUGGUUGACUGUCGGGAGCUAGGUGGGAUUGUAGCUGUGAGGUGUGCUGCCCUCUCCCUGCUCCCCCUACAGAACCUGGUGCAGCUUCAUGCUGACAGAAUACAGGACAGGAGCACCCAGCGUGAACCACCCCUAGAGCUUCCAGAGGUCGGAGGAAUGCGGAGCAAGGAGCCAGAGUCAGACAGCAACACCAGCUUGUGUGCUAGUGCUUGCUGCCUGAGUGCGAUGACUGGAAAUUGGUAUGCGACACAUCACACCAAACGUAGCAGAACGUGGUAUGAGAGUAGUAGUGGGGCCGCUGAUGAUGCAGCUGGGAAGCAGCCGGCACGGCCGGUGGUGGCAGUAUGCGGAAAUGCCUUAGAUAAGCCGUCGAUGAAGCUGGCACGGCGGGCCAGAUCCUUCAAGGAUGACGUCAUGGACCGCAUCAACAACAUGCGCGUCAGCCCAGGGGGCGCCACCCUCAGGUCGCCGUCGCCGACGAAACACGUUAAGACCUCGCCACUUGGGGGCGUCGCGUGUAUGGAGACGAACCUUCAAAAGGAUGAUAAGGAGAUGGACAAGCUCUAUCUGUGUAAGAAGGACGUCCUCUAUGCGCUCAAGUACUUCCAAGACGUCAUCGAGAAGAGCAUGAUGCAGCUGCUCCCUGGCUCAGCGACCAUCGUCCUGGAAACGGUCACCGCCGUGUUCAGCGUGCUAGGCCACACCAACGACGACAGUUCGGUGAUCAUCUCCAGUCACAACCAGGUGUUCCAGAGCAUUGCUCAGUUCAUCCACUUUGCCGACCACAUGCUGCUACACGAUGAGGUGCCGGCGGACCGCGAGCGAGCCAAUCAGGUCAUCCGAGCUCGCCGCCACGAGGACGGCGCUCCCGACGCCGCCGCCGACGGGUCGGAGCCCGCGCCGCCGCCGCUGCCGAUCAAGAAGCGCAACAUCAUGGCGUACAUGCAGAUGGUGGGCGACUACGCCGUGCCGAACCGAGACGAGCUGCUGCAGCUGAACUGGCGCACGUCGCACUCGCUGAUGCGGCACAUCGCCGCGACGCCCGCGCUGCAGCAGCUGCAGCCGCCGCGCUGGCCCGCGUGGUCGUCGCACAGCCUGCCGCCGCUGAUGACGUCGAGCUCGGACGACUCGGGCAUGUUCUCGCUCGACCUGUCGCUGCCGGAGGACGACGCGCCGCCGCCGGCGCUGCCGCCAAAGCAGCGGCACCUGGCGAUCGAGGAGGGCCGGGCGGAGGAGCUGGCGGCGAGGGAGGCCGAGCGGGAGCACGGGGAGGAGCGCACGAAGGAGGCCGGGGGGAAGGAGGGUGUCGCCGAGGAGGAGCCAGAGGGGGAAGCCGCGGACGCUGCUGCGACGCACGCGCUGGAGGCCCUCGAUCCCGGCUUGUAUCUGGUGUGGAAGAAGGAGCGGGAGGAGGGUCCAGACGUGAGGGGAGGCACCGUUGACGGCCUGAUCGUGCUCGCCGCCUGUCGCGCGAAGAACCAGAACGAUUUCCUCUACCAGGAGGCGUUCUUGACGACGUAUCGUACGUUCAUGGGGUCACGACCUCUGAUAGACAAGUUGCUGCAUCGCUACCGCGCGUUCAGUCGCUGCGCCGACACUGGAAGGAAGAGAUCGUCACGCAGCGCCUUCUCUCUACUCGUACGCGUCGUGGAUGAGCUAUGCGUGACGGAUGUUGACGACAGCCUGGUGAAAAUUCUUACGGACCUGGUGUUUGAGUUGCUUAGCGACGGGCAGCUGUUGCUAGGCAAGGUGCUUCGCUCCCGCAUCCUGGAGAAGUGUGAGACGAAGAGAGAGUCUAGCAACCAUCACAUGCUGCUGUUGCCGUCCAUCGCAGUUUCUUCCCGACCGGUGACCCUGCUAGACUACAAACCUGAACACAUAGCCGAACAGAUGACGAUGUUGGAUGCCAGUCUGUUCCAGAAGAUGGAGAUUGCAGAGAUGCUGCUGUGGGCAAAAGAGCAAUCAGAGGAGCUAAGUCCAAAUCUGACGCUGUUCACCGAACACUUUAAUAAGAUGUCGUACUGGGCAAGGUCCAGGAUACUGGAACAGGACGACGCACGUGACAGGGAGCGCCACCUGGUGCGCUUCAUCAAAAUCAUGAAGCAUUUGAGGCGGUUGAAUAACUUCAACUCGUACCUGGCGCUUCUCUCAGCGCUGGACUCUGCCCCGAUCCGUCGUCUGGACUGGGUGAAGCAGAUCACGGAGACCCUCAAGGAGUAUUGUGAGCUGAUAGAUAGCUCGGCGUCAUUCCGCGCAUAUCGCCUGGCGCUGGCUGAGACGGAACCUCCUUGCAUACCUUACAUAGGUCUGAUUCUACAGGAUCUCACGUUUGUACAUAUAGGCAACAGCGAUCUACUGCCUGAUGGAAAAAUCAACUUUGCCAAGCGAUGGCAGCAGUUCAACAUUUUGGACAAUAUGCGCAAGUUUCGGAUGUGUAAUUAUCCCAUCAAGAAGAACGAGCGAAUCCUGGCAUUCUUCAACGGCUUCAGCGACUAUCUCGACGAGGAGACAAUGUGGCAGAUAUCCGAGAGCAUAAAGCCCCGGGGAGGCCGCAGCAAGCAGACGCACAUGUAACCCGUGCUGCGCUCUAGUGGCAGCAAAAUUAAACAUUUACCUUUCCCGCUGACAUGAUUUACAGACGGCUCUAACCAACCCAGCAUUGUGAGAGGAUAUUAACAAUGCUUUCCAAAUCUUGCCCUUAUCUUGCCUUCUCUUGCCAGUUGUAGGGUGUAUACACGUGUGCUGGCAUUUUUCUGAGAAAUGGUUGUGAGCCUGCCCUGUGUUAACUAUUACGGGCCACUUGUAAUCUUGGACUUGCCAAAACCGUGCGUAAUUGGGUGUAGUUGUACAGACUUUACUACAAAUGUCAUCGUGGCUAACGUUAGCUGGUAGCUUGCCACUUAUGUUAUGUAAAUAUGUGGGAAUCUCACAAUGUAUGAUAUAUACGUGAGCUUAUCGCCAGUGAAAGCUGACGUGUAGAGGUGUGUGUGGGAGUCUGCAGGAUUGCGGACUGCAGAAUGCGCAGUGGAGAGAACAGGCAUAAAGGUGCUCUGCCACUAGGUGGCACCAGCAGUCAAUUUAGGCGACAUAGUGCUGAUGCAUGAUUGUGUCUUUGUAGACGCAGUAGUCAGAUGACUAGCCUAGUGUAAACUUUCAAACCUGUAUAUAUAACAGGAUGGAAAUAUAUUAAUUUGUAAAAAGCUGAGAUUUUAUAAUACAAAUGUAAAUUGUGCAGUUGCGUUCUUUGCACAAGUGCGCAGAUUGACCCACCGUGACCACUGCUCCAUGUCUCUUGUCACACUAAUUACUCCAUUGAUUGCACCUUGGCCUUUUUUCAUGAUGUAUAGUUUUCUCAUGAGUUUAACCACAGAGAUUGCCUUAGCCACAUCAACUUAAAUUAAUAGUAGUGGUACGUGAACUUGAUGGGAACUUACUGGAGUAUGUGUGCAAGUAGCAGGUAAUCUGUAUAAGUAGACGAAGGUCACGGUAAUUUCAAGAGUAGAAGGGAGUGUUGUUGUAAAAUAGGCAGGCUUCGCGUUAGAUUUGUAAUAUUGUACAUUGAAUUUGUAAAAUAACAAACUCUUGCCAACGUUGAGGCAAGUGCCUUUUUUUAUAUGAAUAGAACUAGUUGGGAGACGUGUGUCGUCUUGCUUCCACGCGUGAAUGCAAUAUCAGGUUGUUGAUUUUGUAGGUUUAUGCUGAACACCGAACAACGAAUAGGUUGUGUGCGAGACCUGUGAUUAUCGUGGUAGAUUUCUGCACGUGUUAUACUUACAAUGUAGCGGCGUCACUCGUUAAUGUUAGUUGACAUUCACGGAUGUGCAUUGAUCCCCCCAUACACGAACCUCGUUACUCAUCGUGAAAACCCGCCGAUUAUCGCCGUUUGUGUUGUAAACAUUACAUGAUUUAAACAAUUUUUUUAAUUCCUUUAAAUUUGAUUGGUACGAGUGGUGGUAGACAGGCUAUGGCAUGUAAUGCGAUAGGAAUGUAUAUAUGAUUUAGGCAGUUCACUCUACGAAGAGAGCUACGGCUAGCAGUCGGAACUCAUUUCAACUUCUCUUCUAGAAACUGGCAUGUUGACGCACACAAAGUGGCGUAUGGAUACGGUGACAUAGUAUAUUGUUUCCAUGAGCGCCAGUGUAAAUCUUUCCGAAUACGUUUCAGGCAGUAAAUGAGGUCGGUGGUAUAUGGAGGCGUUACUGUGCUCGUAGGCAAAUGUUGCUUACGAUCAUUGUCGAUUACUAUGUUGAUUAUAUUCAGUUAAAACCCUCGUGUAUAAUAUUAAUACCUUCUAGAGUGAAUAGCUGUUAUUAACAACGAGAUAUAAUUUCUAUCGCAAGCUUAACGUCAAGAGAUGGCGCAUGCCAUAUGCGAAAUGCCUUUUUAAUCGGUUGUGUAAAAUUUUUAUAAAAUAAUCACAUUACAUUAACGAACAUAAUUUAUUUCUAUUAUUCAGUAAAUAUUAUUGUUAUGUAAUAAUUAUUACAAGAAUUUUGUAUAAAAUGAUGCGUUGUGAAUUCGAGAUGCUAUUCGUAUGAUGUUGUUAGAUCGAUUCUGGAUUUAUUAAUUGUUUUUGAUAAUAAUUUAAAAUGACUUUUUAUUAACACCUGCUUAAUUUUUAACACAUGCAUGAGUCAAUUAUGCAGAAGUAUAUGUACGACAAUUUAUAUGAAAUAAGAUGACUUUAUAAUCACUAA